Molecule: messenger RNA, 3375 nt
Organism: Pollicipes pollicipes
Lineage: Eukaryota; Metazoa; Arthropoda; Thecostraca; Pollicipedomorpha; Pollicipedidae
Product: myotubularin-related protein 10
Exons: 14
Coding region: 336-2324 (662 amino acids)
Biological process (GO): phosphatidylinositol dephosphorylation
Cellular component (GO): cytoplasm; membrane
Source: RefSeq, a predicted model, not a curated record
UACGCACACCCGCGCGUGAUGUGUAUGGGCGGGGAGGUGGGUUCACUGCUGAUCCAUUUGGGCCAGCGCGGUCAAAUUAUCCAUGCUGCAAAUGGAGACAAGCAGUUAUAUGUGAUCUUGUCUGAAGACCAACAUAAAGCAUCAAUCAUCUGUUGAGUGUGCCGGCCAGCGGCCCCCCGCCCGCUCGGCCGCGCGCCCGACCGGAGGACGGCCGGCGGUGGAGGACGCCUGAGGACGGCCGGCCCGAGCACGCUCGACCUGAGGAAGAGCCCGAGCCCCGCCUGCCAGCCAUCGCCGCAGCCGCGGGACCAGUGCCGUGCACCGGACGUAGUUGAAUGACAGCAGUAUUCCUACAAUACUCCAAAUCAAAAAUGGCGAAAUCUCGGUCUGCAAAAAACUUCCAAAGCUAUUUGGAGUUGGAUGACAACAUAGGCAAUGGGUCGGCGUCGGCGGAGCAGGUGUCGCUCGAGCCGCAGCUGCUGCUGGGCGAGACGAUGGUGGCGGCGGCCGACAGCGUGCUGCUCUACCUGCCCAUGUCGGAGCAGCGUCAGGGCCUCUCCGGCCGGCUGCACGUCACCAACUUCAAGCUGUCGUUCGUCACACUGCACAGCCUCGGCGGAGGGCCGACGGAGGAGCCGCGACGAAACAAGCUGCUCGGCAAGCACGACGUCUGCCUGAUGAACGUCGACUGCAUCUACCAGCUGUCGUCGAACGGCAAGAGGAAGCUGCUGGCGCCGCGCUCCAACGUGGCCGGCCGGAUCAAGGCGCUGCAGAUCCGCUGCAAGGAUUUCCGGGUGGUGACCUUCAGCUUCAAGUGCUCGCGGCUAGACGAGGACCGAGCGAUCACCAACGCCCUGCUGCUCUACUGCUACCCGCUCCAGCCGCACCUCAUCUUCGCCUUUGACUAUAAGGCCGAGGCGCCGUUCGAGGACGUGGACGCGGACGUGGAGUCGGAGUGCGGCUCGGCAGCCGGCUGGGCGGCCGCCCUGAACCGAACCGGCACCGUCGGCUGGCGCAUCUCGCACGCCAACGACGGCUUCCAGAUGUGCUCCAGUCUGCCGGAGGUGCUGGUGGUCCCCAACGGCGUGCUGGACACCGAGCUGAGGGCGGCCAGCGGCCACUAUGUGGACUCGCGGCCGCCGGUGUGGUGCUGGGGCCACCCGGACGGCUCGGCGAUCGCUCGGGCGGCCUACACACAGCCGGCCGGCCGGCACAGCCAGGAGGAGCAGAUGCUUCUGGACACGAUCCGGUCGUCCCACCCGUUCUCCAAGGAGCCGGUGAAACAGGACGUGGGCGUCACCUGCCCGUCCGUGGAGGAGGUGCAGGAGAGCUACGUCAAACUGCGCGAGAUCUGCUCGCCAGAGAGCGUGCGGUCGUUUGUGGAGACGGACGGCCGGUUUCUGGGCCUGCUGGGCGCGAGCCGGUGGCCGUCGGCCGUGUCGCGCUGCCUGUCGGCCGCCGCCGACUGCGUGCGCACGCUCGCCGAGCACCGCACGGUGGUCAUCCUCACUGAGCCGAGCGGGCGCGACCUGACGGCCGUCGUGUCGUGCCUGGCCCAGCUGAUGGUCGACCCGCACUGCCGCUCUCUGGCCGGCUUCCAGCGGCUGCUGCACCGCGAAUGGGUCGCCCUCGGCCACCCCUUUCAGGAGCGGCUCGGCCUGGUGUACCGCGAGGGUGGCACCAAGAGCCCGGUGUUCCUGCUGCUGCUGGACUGCGUUCACCAGCUGCUGGAGCAGUUUCCGGCGCGGUUCGAGUUCACGGAAACGUACCUGAUCAGCCUGUGGGACUCGCUGCACGUGUCCGUGUUCGACACCUUUCUUUUCAAUUCGGAGAAGGAGCGGCUGGAGGCUGUCUCGGCCAAGGAGCACGACUACCCGCUGUGCCGCCGGCCGGUCUGGCACUGGUCGGCCCAGUUGGAUGCGGACCAGCGGCGGCUGUUCAAAAAUCCGAUGUACCAGCCGACAUCGGUGGCGGCGCUGCGGCUCUGGACGCGCUGCUUCUGCCGCUGGGUGCCCAACCUGGACGUGGUUCGCGGCGGCCGGGCGGCUGACGAGGAGUGCGAGCGCCGGCUGCGCCGCCAGCUCGACACGCUGGAGGCGCAGCUCGAGUCGAAGCGUGCCGGCGUCGGCGUGCGGCGCUCGGCGCGCGCCUCGGCCGUCGAGCAGCCGCUGCCCAACGCCUUCUUCCCGUUCGUCGAGUGCCGCGCGCCCACGCCGCUGCUCAGCGUCACACCCGGACUAGUGAACGUGCUCGUUCGGAACAGUAUCGUGGCGUGCGACGAGGACGGCCUGGCGGCGCAGCGCGGCCGUCAGUACGGGCUGUAGCGCGGCCGGCCGGAGCCGGCCGGCUGCCGCAGGAACGGCCUGAGCCAGCGCGCUGAGACAGGGAAGCGCCGCCAGCAGACCGUGACAGGAAAGCGCCGCCAGCAGACCGUGACAGGGAAGCGCUGCCAACAGACCGCGGCAGGGAAGCGCCGCCAGCGGACCGUGACAGGGAAGCGCCGCCAGCAGACCGUGACAGGGAAGCGCUGCCAACAGACCGCGGCAGGGAAGCGCCGCCAGCGGACCGUGACAGGGAAGCGCUGCCAGCGGACCGUGACAGGGAAGCGCUGCCAACAGACCGCGGCAGGGAAGCGCCGCCAGCGGACCGUAGCAGGGGCGGUCAUGCGACGGGCCAUGACGUAAGCGUAGCCAGCUGGCGGCUCUGCGCAACGUUACCGGGUGCUACAGCAGUGCCGGUGUUGGGGCGUGCACCAGACAAUGUGGUCCUGUUUCGUUCGUUAUUGACCUUUUUACGACUUUUGGUCGUUAAUUCUCAAGCGUUUUAUGCAAGUAUUUUCCGCUCAGUGGUGUGUUAUCAUAUCCAGCGUUUACGCAAGACAGUUUAUGUCUUAUCCUAAUUGUUGGAUGAAUCACCAUUAGACAUGACUCUCGUCUGGUUGUCUGGCAGGGUGUUUCUCCGCCCUCUUGGGCUCUAGGUUUGCUUUCUCCGCUCUCUGGGGAUCCCACACGGCGGGUCCCGGCUGGGCAGCACGUGCCGUCUGUCGGCAGAGUUCCGCGGUGCUGCAGGUGCGCCGUCGCUUCAGCCCGAAUGCGGUCGCGGUGACCGGUGUCCGCGCGGCAUGAGAUGCGUGUUUUACUAGUCUGUCGGCGUGCAUAAUGGUGCGGAGGCACGCCUCGGGUUUUUAGCCGACUUUUGCUACCGCUGACGAACUGUGGCAGUGUUCGCCUGCGACGCUUUGUGAUAUUGUUAUCAAGGCUGGUGGUGUCAGAGCCUGACGCCUCGUUGGCUGGCUGUUGACACUGUACAUGGUCAUGUACUCGAACCGCUGCGUAUUUAUAUUACUUUGAUCUGGAUAAGCAAAUAGAUGUUCUG